Molecule: messenger RNA, 596 nt
Organism: Scatophagus argus
Lineage: Eukaryota; Metazoa; Chordata; Actinopteri; Scatophagidae
Product: mannose-specific lectin-like
Exons: 3
Coding region: 109-465 (118 amino acids)
Source: RefSeq, a predicted model, not a curated record
CUCUUCCCCAAUCUUAGGUAUAUAAAAAUGGGCUGAAUUUCAUGUGUUUUACUUCACUCGUUUUCCUCUGCUUGCAGUCUGACUGGGGUGGGACAUUCAAGCCUAAUCAUGAGCAGGAACUUUUUGUCCAAAAAUGAUGAGCUUCGUAGGGGAGACUCCCUGAGGUCCAACAAUGGAGAGUGGGAGGCUAUUUUCCAGGAUGACUGUAACUUUGUCAUCUAUACUAACGGGACGCCUGUGUGGGCUUCAGACACUUACGGAUUUGAUGGUUUCCGCCUGUGCAUGCAGGGAGACUGCAACCUGGUCAUGUACAACCAGAACGACGAGCCCAGAUGGAACACAAGCACCUACAGGCUUGAGUCCAACAUGUGCCGUUUGCAACUGACCAAUGAUGGCAAACUGGAGCUGUACAGGGAAGCUGAAAAAAUCUGGAGCUCUGAUGACUCCAAAGGCAACAAAUUGUGAAAUGAUGUCAUGACACGAAAAGCUUUUCCGAGUCCUCUUCGCAUCUCAGCAUGAAUUACAGAAAGCUACCUGCUGUGUAAUCAGGAAUAAAAUAAAAGCAAACUUUCACGAUGUAUACAUGUGUCACUGUU